Messenger RNA from Dictyostelium purpureum, 1746 nucleotides. RefSeq lists its product as uncharacterized. Gene Ontology annotation, cellular component: multivesicular body. NCBI's taxonomy places the organism in Eukaryota, Evosea, Eumycetozoa, Dictyosteliales, Dictyosteliaceae. The record is from RefSeq and is a predicted model, not a curated record. Bases 1 to 1746 code for a protein of 581 amino acids. Gene Ontology annotation, biological process: late endosome to vacuole transport via multivesicular body sorting pathway. The transcript has 3 exons.
AUGGAUUUAGCAAGUUUACCACCAGCUUUAAAACCAAUAUUACCAUAUUUAAAACAGGCACUUCAAUUAGAAAAACAUGAUUUAGUCAUGGCUUAUUUUUGUAGAGUUUAUGCAGCAACUUUAGCAUUAGAUAUUAAAAAGAAAAUGGGUCCAGAGGGGUCGUUUUUAAGUGUUCCAAUUGUUAAAAUAUUAGAUCAAGGUGACAAAGAUAAAGAAAAAUUAGGAUCAAAGUUAACUGAUAUAGCUGACGAAAGUAAAUAUGUUGAAGGAUUUGCAAUGAGAGCAUUCAAAUUUGCUGAUGACCAAGAUCGUGCAGGUAAAGCAAAUAAGGCCACAUCAACUACAUUUUAUUCAGCAUAUUUAUUUUUUAAUGUUUUAGAAAACUUUGGUGAACCAAGUGAAGAGGUUAAAUUAAAAAAGAAAUAUGCAAGUUGGAGAUCAGUAGAUAUUAAUAAUGCUAUUAAAAAUGGUGUUGCACCAUCACCACCACCGGCAAUUGAAGAGCCUGAAAGCAGUGAUAAUGGUAUUACAAGUCAAGAGGAGGAUGAGUUAAAAAAACUCGAAAAAGAAUUAGCAGAGUCUGCUAAGAUACAAGGUUUCAAUACUAAUGGUUAUGAUGACAUGUCAACUUCACCACAAAAUAAUAGUAAUAGUAAUAGUAAUAUGUCAUCAUCAUUUGAUUUUCCAUCAGCACCAAAAUCAUUUGAUUUUGAUGAACCAUCAACAAAUAGCGAUAAUAAUAAUAGAAAUAGUUCACUCAAUAAUAGUUUUUCAUUUCCAACCUUCCCAUCAGCACCAACUAAUACCAAACCUGCUUUUCCAUCAUUCCCACCAACACCAAAUCAAUUAGGUGAUAGUACAAAUAAACCAGCUUUCCCAUCAUUCCCAUCAACACCAAACCAAUUAAGUGACAGCACUAAUAAGCCUGCUUUUCCCUCAUUCCCAUCUCCAACAAACUCCAAUAAUAGUAAUAAACCUGCUUUUCCUUCAUUCCCAUCACCAACCAACUCUAAUAACAGUAAUAGUAGCAAUAGUAAUAAACCAACAUUCCCAACAUUCCCAUCACCAACAGAUAAUAGAAAUAGUUCACUUGGUAAUAGUUUAAAUUUUCCAUCUUUCCCAUCACAAAAAAACAAUGAUAUGUCAAAUUCUCUUAGUAAUAGUUUUAAUUUCCCAUCAGUUAGUUCAAAAGAACCAAGCUAUAAUGACGAAGAGUUUGAAAUUAAACCAUAUAAUAACAAUAAUAUGAAUAAUAGCUAUCAUGAAUCAUCAUCACCACCACCAUACGAAUUUAAUAAUAAUAAUAAUAGUAACAAUAGAUCAUCACCACCAUCAUAUCAACAACAAGAUUCACAACAAAACCAACAAUUAUUAUCAGAAAAUGAAGAAUUAAAACAACAAAAUCAACAACAAUUACAAAUUAUUCAAAAACAAAAACAACAACUUGAACAACAACAAAAACAAUUCCGAUCAUUUAUGAACGAACUCGAAGAACAAAAAAAACAAAAUGAACAAUACCAAAAUGUUAUUAGACAACAAAAACAACAAAUUACAGCAAUGCAAAUGAAUGGUGGAGGUGGUGGUAACUUUAACUACAAUCCAAAUUUCGAACCAAAUGAAGAUCAAAAAUCAGAUGCUCAAAAAUAUGCUAAAUGGGUUGUUUCUUCCCUCCAAUUUGACGAUGCUCAAUCCGCUAUUAAAAAUCUUAAACUUUCUUAUAAGCUUUUAACCGGAGUAGACCUUUAA